Lates calcarifer (barramundi perch) is the source of this 2172-nucleotide messenger RNA. RefSeq lists its product as uncharacterized. Bases 243 to 1886 code for a protein of 547 amino acids. Lineage: Eukaryota; Metazoa; Chordata; Actinopteri; Centropomidae. Gene Ontology annotation, biological process: positive regulation of DNA repair; double-strand break repair. The transcript has 12 exons. Gene Ontology annotation, molecular function: histone binding; K63-linked polyubiquitin modification-dependent protein binding. Gene Ontology annotation, cellular component: BRCA1-A complex. The record is from RefSeq and is a predicted model, not a curated record.
GUUUUCGUCAGCUGCUCAACUCGUAAACAAACAAACAAACGAUGUUUGUUCAAGUUAAACGGUUGUUUAAACAGCAGAGCGAAAAGACGAGUUUUAUUGACAGUUUUUAGUGUCUCGUCUUCAGUUUGUUUCCAUAUGAACCGAUGAUGUUUUCGCGGUGUUCAGGCUAAUUUCUUAACUUUAACAGAAGAUACUUCUCAACGUCCGUUUGUUUUGAGGUCCACUCUCGAGACGCCGGACAGAUGAGAGGAAGAGGAGCACAGCCUUCAUCAUCAUCUUCAGGUAAACCAGUCACUCAGGAUCAGACCAGGAUGGCUCUGAGGAAGCAAACAGCCAAGGAUGUGAGUGACGUUCCCUCUGAGAGCCGACAGAUCGACGAGGACACGCAGGAGGACGAAGCCAUUGACGACGCAGACGCCAAGGUAGAGAGCUGUGAGGACGAGCUCUCAUCAUCUCUUCUGUCGCCGGCAUCAGCGAGACAAAAACGCAUGAGAGAGAGGGAAAACAAAUCAAAAACCAAAGAGAUGACAGAGGAGGAGAUGAUGGACCUGGCCUUACGUCUGAGUGAACAGGAAGCCAGUAACACGGCGCUCAGGCUGCAGCAGGAAGAGGAGGCCAUGAUGAAAGCCAUCCAGGAGAGCAUGGUCGGCCAGACGCAGCAGUGCCCGCCGUCCCAAAGUCAAAGCCUCCUCGCCGAAGCCUCGCUCAGGCUCUGCCCUCGACGGAAACUCCUGUACUCAAACGGGAAGAGGACGUCGGCCGUGGAUCAGGGAGCGUCGGAGGAGACAGACCUGAACCGAGACGUGAAAGGAACUGGAAGUGAAAAUAACAACAGGAAUAAAAAGCGGAGAAGGAAAGAAGGAAGUCCUCUGCUGGAGAUGCCGGACUUGUCUCAGACUCAGGCUUCACCCUGCAGCUCAGAGUCAGAGUUAGUGCUGCUGGACUCUCCACAGAGCUCCGAUUCGACUCAGAUCGACGACUGUCAGCUCCGUAAAUCCCCCGUCUUCCCGUUGACCGGCUGCAGAGCCGAGGUCCACGUCCCCCGGUUGAACCAAGGCCUUCUGGAAACCUGCAGAACCUCAGGGUUUGUGUUGUGCUCUCAGGACAGUCAGACCUCGACCCAGAAGCCACUGCCUGCUCAGCCCAAGAGCCCGACGUUUCCCAAAAGCUCCGGUCACCUCACAGCGUGUCCUAAAAGUCCUGACUUCUCAGAGACCGAUCAGGGCGACGAUGCAGAGACACAGCUGAGUCCUGAGUAUCUUAAAAGUCCCGUAUUCGGCCGGAGUACUCGGUCUGAGACGUCUCCAAGUGCCUGCAAACCGCAAGUCUGCAACACAACCUGUGAAAACUCAGGGUUCACGUUCACCUCUCAGGAGAGUUUAACCUCCACCAUCAGGUCCACGUCCUGUCGGCCCAAGAGCCCGGUGUUCCCGAGAAGCCCCAGUCGUCCUGAGGACCCCCUUCCUCCGUCAGUCCGCAAAAGCUCUGUACUCCCAAAGACUGACCGAGGACCAACUGGGGAGAGUCAGGGUCGCUCUGCCAGCCCGGUGUUUGGCAGGACAGGACGACAACUGAAGACUCAUCUCAACAAGGAGAAGGUUCCCGCCGCCAUCAGGGAUCCUGCUCAGAGUCUGACACAGGACAACAAGAUCGAUCGCAAUCAAGUCAGCAGCCUCAACAAGACUAAUACGUCGUCAGAUGACGAUGUACAGGAGCUGAACGCGACAUCUAAAGACUGUAACUCUUUAGAGGAGAAGGAGCUGACCAGUGAUAUGACGCUGCUCUGGUCGGACGAGGACGAGGACGUCACGCCGGUGGGUUCUCCGAGCCCGGUCUUUCCAGAGGAGAGACCCGUCCAUCAGGCGACAGUCGGGCUGCAUCUUUGAAUCAUGUAACAGCAGCUUCUCCAGGGACGAACUGCAGCCUCAGGUGCGUCUCACGCCGGAGUCUCAGCACGUUAAACAACCGGAGCCCAAACAAAGACGUCUCGCCCGGACCUUCUUCCUCUUCUGCGUCUACCUGUGGACAGCAGCAUCAGGGGCGGUGAGAAGGGCGGUGGACCCACCUGGGGAACCUGCAGGCGGGCCAAUGGUCCACUACUACUGGGGGGUUCCCUUCUGUCCACGAGGCCUGGACCCAGAUGCCUACACACAGGUGAUCGAUAAUGUGUCG